Messenger RNA from Esox lucius (northern pike), 2927 nucleotides. RefSeq names its product protein shisa-like-1a. Bases 543 to 1148 code for a protein of 201 amino acids. The transcript has 5 exons. NCBI's taxonomy places the organism in Eukaryota, Metazoa, Chordata, Actinopteri, Esociformes, Esocidae. The record is from RefSeq and is a predicted model, not a curated record.
ACAGGAUAAUACAACCACGCUACCUCUCACUCUCUCCCACUUGCUCACUCACUCAGUUUGCUCCAUCUCCCCCUCCCUUUUUCCUGCAAGUGCUGGAAUACCUCGCAGAAGGCUCAAGCGUGUUCUCCCCUAUCUUUCCACCAUUCUUCUCCACUUUACCGUUCUACUUCUUCUCUAGCUGUCUGGGAGCACAGCCUAAAGGACAUCGUCGGUAUGCUGUGACAGGACAACAGUUAAUAGACUGCUGCAACAAGGUGUUGACUGAUAACCAGUGAAAAGGAAAGAUAGAAGAAAUAGAAGCCUGGAACCUUUUUGGUCUCCAUUGUACAGAGCCGUCACCUGUGACACCCUGCAGCCAUGACGAGAGAAGGCAGAAGAUGGGGCACAUAGCCUGAGACAAAUUAAACCCUUUUCACCAGCCGUGGGCAGAGACCUAACCUCCUUUCCCAGCUUCACUCAGCUCCCCUAAACCCAGCUUUACCCCGAAGCUGCCCCUCCUGCCCCCCCACCCACUGCCCAUCCAUGUGGAUCCAGAGACGACCAUGUACCACCGCUGGUCCUUCAAUGUCCUGCUGGUAACCUUCCUCCUGCUCUCUACUGCAGCUCUCUCAGCACACUUCCGGGUGUGCGAGCCAUACUCCGAUCAUAAGGGGCGCUACCACUUCGGAUUCCACUGCCCGCGCCUCUCGGACAACAAGACCUACAUGUUCUGCUGUCACCAUAACAACACGCCGUUCAAGUACUGCUGCAACGAGACAGAGUUCCAGAACGUCAUGCAGCUCAAUCUCACUACCAGCACAGACGGCUUCGCACACAAUAACUACGCAGCUCUGAUCGGCGUAUGGAUCUAUGGGUUCUUCGUCAUGGUCCUACUCGCCUUAGAUUUCCUCUACUACUCGGCUAUGAACUAUGAACUCUGCCGGGUCUACCUGGAGAAAUGGGGUCUGGGUGGGCAGUGGCUGAAGCAGGCCAGGAGCCAGUGGCACGCCCGGACCCAAGCCCAGGACAGACAUCAACCACAGGGGCAGAGGAGAGCGGAGUCCCUUGGCCCACACCACCAUCAUCGCCACUCCAGACACAGCCUCAGAGGGGAAAGAGGGGAGGCACAGAGUCCCAUGCUACACAGCUUUCAAAUUUCUACAGCUUGAUGCCGGGUUUGGAUUCACUGAGGAGAAAGGAAGAGGAGACAGGGAAAGGAGCAAAGGAGGCGAGCACAGGACGCUACCUUCCGUCCCUCAUCUUAGGGACGAACUCUGGUAUUCUCCAUCUAGACCCUGGAGGGUUGGCUGGGUACUGUAUUCAGAUGGAUACGAUUAUACUACGUCAGACUUGGUCCAAGCCCAUUACCUGCCUUGGAUUCUACACACACCUCAGUACCCUAUUCCAGCACUUUUCUGGUCGUUCCUCCCACUGCUGACCUCUGGAGCUGAACUGAAGUAGGCCAGAACAGACUAAACCAAACAUAAGGAGAGUGAGAGACUCCAAAGCAGCUUAGAAAUGUUCUUGGUCCAUUUGUCUAGUUUGCACUGCUAUUGAGCUGAUGUUUAGCUCUCACAGAGUUGUGGUAGAGUUAUUUAUUGUUCUAAUAUGAUUGAUGAUUCAAAUUCUAAUAUGAAUAAUGAUUCUAAUAUAGUUCUAAUGAUCUAAUAAUGGUUCUUUAUUGGAGUGUAUUAGGAUGGGCAAUUAAUGAAUCACUCAGAGGAUUAUGACUGGCAAAAUGGUUUGAGCAAAUGGCUACCUAAUAUCCCUCUAUUACAGCACUUACGGUAAUUGGUAUUGUUUUUAUGAAUUCCAUAUAUAAACGCUGUUGGAUCCAACAGUCAGUGAAUCUCGAAAUAAAGAUCCAGUAUCUUAAUUCCAGGACAAGGUUUAGUAUGUAUAGUGAGAACUGUGAGAACAAUUAGAACUACUGAUUUUCGAAAACAAAAUGCAGAUAUGGAUGAAAUACAUCAGAUUAAGCAAUACUGUGGUAAUUGUAUAUUAUACCUAAGGUCAUUUUUCUCUCUAUUUCUGCAAUGUCCCGACUAGAGCAGGGAUAGACAAUAUCUAAAGCUGACAUUGUCCUAGAUUAGUAUAUUACUUGAUUUUGUUGAAUGUUAGAAUGUUACAUUUCAAUGCUGACAUUAGAUCAAGAACAUUUAAUAUCUUUACAUAGGACAACUUUUUAAUACAGGUAGCAACAGUUUAAGCAUUUGUCCUUUUCCACGUGAAAACACAGAAUGUAUUGAUUUGUGAAACAAAGCCUGUGAAGUGUCUGUGCCGUAUAAAAUAGUCACUGACCAUUUGUUUUAGCUCCUGACUGCAAUAACGCACUGGUGUUCUGGUGUCUUAGCUGUUCUCCUCUUCUGGUUUUAGACGGCUCUGGUUCUCAGACAGUAUAAACAAAGAGCUUCAGUGUGCUAGCCCAGUGCGUACAGACAUAUUUCACCAGUAGAACAUGAUUAUGCAUUACUUUAUUGCUGUACAAGUAUGUCAUCGACCAACAUUAGAAACAAGAAAACAAAGUCUAGGCUAAUUUAUUUUCAUACAGAAGAUUGAUGAUGAAUGUUCUGAUAUAUGAGAAAAACGAGCACACUGCUGUAAAUGCAGCACAGUACAGUACAAUGAUAUUUUCCACAGAAGUAACUGACAGUACAAUGAUAUUUGUGAUACAGAAGUAACUGACAGUGGCCUUACAUUGCAGUCUAGACCACAAUAGACCUGUCAACCUCUUGCUUACUAGUACAAUACUUCAGUCCUGGGUGUGAGGAUGUUGCUGCAGGUUAAAUUGCUCCAGUAUCAUGUGUUUUUACUACUAGGAACAGUAGAAUGUGUUGGUCUGAGUGGAGUUGUAACUAUUAUAACUUUGUACUGUCACGAACAGGGAACAAAUAAAGAUCUAUCUUUCGCAGUGACUGUGUAGGAUGCCUCUGGGACUCAUUGAGAUC